This is a messenger RNA of Drosophila pseudoobscura, 969 nucleotides long. RefSeq lists its product as uncharacterized. NCBI's taxonomy places the organism in Eukaryota, Metazoa, Arthropoda, Insecta, Diptera, Drosophilidae. The transcript is spliced from 3 exons. Bases 125 to 913 code for a protein of 262 amino acids. The record is from RefSeq and is a predicted model, not a curated record.
GUUACCAGCAGUUGAGCUUCGGCCAGAGCCAGAGCUGGUUCUAGAUAGAAUUUAAUUAAGUAAACUAUACGUGACUAAAGUUACUUCUCGUUUGAAAGUCCGAGACAAUAUUCAAUCGAAAAGUAUGAAUAAGCUCACUUGGCUGUGCUGCAUCUUUAUGCUGGAAGGACUUGGUGCACCCCUAGCAGCGGAGUUACCUGGAGAUAUUGAAAAGUGUCACUUUGGGGACUCCCCAUGCUUGGUGAAGACCAUCAAUGCCCUGAUCAAGCGCUAUCCCAAGGGCAUUCCAGAGAUUGGUCUGCCUCCGUUGGAUGAGUACAACUUUCCCGAUGCUCCAAUAGUUGAUACGCCCCAUCGCGGCCCCAUCUGGAUGACCUUUAACAUGCGGGACAAUGUGAACAAGGGCUUCAACAAUGCCACAAUCACGCAUGUGGAGGGUUUCCUGCGAGACCCCACCAAGCAACAGAUAAUCCUGAAGGCCCGCCUGCCACGACUCUUGCACGAGGCAACCUACGACAUGCAGGGCAGGUUUCUGCUGUUUGUGGCCAACACCACGGGCAAACUGCAGUCGGAUUUCCAGAACUUUCGGCUUACUCUGACCAUCAAAGUGAUACUGGAGUAUCGGAACAACAAGCGAUAUCUGAAGAUCUACGAUUUGGUGCCGGUCGUCGACAUUGAUCGCUGGAUUGUUUGGUUCGAUAACUUGUACAGGGAGAAUGAGGAUGUAACCAUUGCGCUGAAUCGCUCCUUCAACAAAAACUGGUUGGAGUUUUGGAAUGACCUGGAGCCGGGCCUGCUGAAAACGUUCUCCACUGUUUUUACUGUACUUCUGAACACGGUCUUUGAGCAGGUCGCCUACGACGAUAUGUUUCUGCCGGACAUUGAUAUACGAUUUGGAUAUAGUCACGAUUAACACUGAGAAAAGAAAAGCUUUCAUUGUCUUGAAUAUAUCACGAUUUAUUCAGAUUG